This is a messenger RNA of Pomacea canaliculata, 5151 nucleotides long. Its product is annotated as transmembrane protein 177-like. The transcript is spliced from 3 exons. NCBI's taxonomy places the organism in Eukaryota, Metazoa, Mollusca, Gastropoda, Architaenioglossa, Ampullariidae. Bases 74 to 1042 code for a protein of 322 amino acids. The record is from RefSeq and is a predicted model, not a curated record.
CCGGAAGUUCGAUUCCGCGAGGACACCUUGAGAAACACCUUGUAGUCCACUGCUUUCAGCUACAGUAGCCGAAAUGGCAGGAAGACAAGUCUUUAGGAUGGUUCUGACAAUUCUGAAGUCCAACAUGCAGUAUGUGGCUGCUGUUGGCACAGCUGGGCUUUAUGUGGCUGUUAUUUAUCCACAUCAGUGGGGUCUGAAGCGAUACAUGCAGGUUCUGCAAAUGUACGAAAAUGGGGAGCCUUUAAGUGUGGAUGCAGAUUGUAAAAGGAUUGGGCAAGAGAUCUUGGACAAAGUCAGAUGGGAUCCAGUCAGUGAAGCCAACGUGGAGUUUUUUAGUGCCUAUGGCCAAGAUAUAGUUCAUCGGGGAUCCACUUUUACUAAGCCUGGGGGAAUCAUUGGAAUCCCUAUAAACUUCAUGUAUCGGUCAGUUGAUGACAUUGACAAAGAGAAAAUAACAAUUAACAAUAAGCCUAUAGACUGGAACACUCCAGCUGGGCGUAGCCUUCAAGAAUCACUGGUCCUGAGUGAAAAAGCACGAAAGUUUGCUAUUGCUCGAGAACUUUUCUACUUGCAUACUCACCAUGUACAUUUGCGAGGAUUAUUUGUUGGGGGAAGUGCAUUUAUUGCAUACUGGCUUGGGUUUGCAGUAAACAGACUAAAUCGAUUGCCCCAAAGAACAACUUUGCCUGCUCGUAUUAUUCUAUAUGGAUUCUUUACAGGCAUAGGAGCUAUAGUAUAUUGCCUUGCAUCAGAUACUUAUUCAUGGUACAGAGACCGCAAGGUGGACAGGCAGGCAGGCAAGCUAGGCAAAGAAUACACUGAAGGAGGAGCAGAGUUCUACACCAAACUUUUAGAACGAAACAUUGCUCUGAGAACCUUAAUGGGUCCAGAUGGGCCUAGACGCUACACAGCUUAUGGAAAUGAUGUUCAUUAUUGGAGAAGUCCUUCUGUUCCUUUAACAUCUCGUAGAGAUAUGCUAGUGGAGUUGGGAAAACAACAAAAUUGCUCCAGUAGCACAACACCUGCUGCUGAGCCUGCAUAAACAUAUGGCUGUCACAAAAUUGUGUCUUGUAUCCAAGAUGUUUGCUGAUUAAAGUAUUAAAAACAAAUUUCUUAAGGAGUUGGAGAAGUAAAGGCAGCAGGUGUUGUCGUCUUGACACGAAAAAAAAGAGAGAGAAAGGAAAAACAAUGUCCACAGAAUAAAUCUAGUCUUGCUUCACAACAACCUAAAGGUUACAGGACUACUCAAUAAAGAUUAUCAGUUGAAAAAUAAGAUUAUAUAAGCAUAAGACAAACUGAAGUAAAAAUUAACAGCGCUUAUCAUGUUGGGAAAAAAGUUGAUUCUUCUGAUAAAAAAUAUUUUUUGUUAAUAAAGCAAUGUUUGAUCAUGUUGUCACUGUGAUGUAUCCACGCAGCAAAUAGAGUAAAUUUUAUCGGAUAUUUUUCAAACAUUAAUGUUCUAAAAAUUAAGACACUGAUAAAUCUAUUAACACUGAAGGUCGUUAAAAAGUUCUAAGCCUCACCCAGAAGGAGUUGCAGAAACGAGACAGUUUUUUACAACUUUUCUUUAUAGUCCCUUUUGACAUCAAUGCACUUGGUCCAACGAUGUUCAAGCAUUGCAGUCCCAUCAUGGAAGAAGGGGGCAUCCUGGAGUAUCAAAAAUUCCUCCACUGCACGUGACCUCAUCCUUGUUUCAAAAAAUAGCGACCUCAUUGGUGGGAUUUGAGUUUAGGAAACAGGUAGAAGUGAGAUGGAAUAAGUCUUGUGAGUAAGGGGCUGUUUCAACUACUGCAACCUGAGGAGAGUGAACGGGUGCAUUAUCCUGGAGCAAGAGCACAUCUGCCUUCAGCUUCCCUCUGCAUUUCAACUUGACUAAUUCUGAUGCAUAGUGCUAUCCAUUAAUAGUUCUUCCCUUUUGCAUGAUUACGCCUACAGAAGCCAUCACCUUGCCAACCUUUGCUGCCUGCUUCAGUUUUUUUGGAGGUGGAGAACCAGUUUCCACUGUUUGCUUUGAAUCUUUGAUUCAGGUUCGAAGUGAUGAACCCAUGUUUCAUUUUGAGUUACUAAUCUGUGGUAGAAAUUCUCAGGGGCAGCCUUAAAGUGAGUCAGAAGUGUUCUGGAAAUGUCAGCAUGGCUCUGGCGUUAGCAUUCUUGAGACCCUUCUUGCAGACAGCUUGCUCAUCCCCAGGAUUUCAAUUAAAACAGUGUGGACUGAACCAGAACUAAAGCCUAUGGACUUAGCUGUCUGCUGGACAGUAAGACCUCUGUCAUCCAAAACCAUUUGGUGAAUGGCAUUAACGAUUAUCAGUGGUUGAAAUUUUUGGACGACCUGACCCUGUCACGCUUGAAUUCAGCAUCCACUUCUUAACAGUUGCAUAGGAAGAGGAGUCCUCAGCAAGUGUCUAUACCAUGUCAUGGAUUUUCUUGGGUGUGAUACCUUUGUUUUGCAUACUUUAUGACUGCUGGGGCCCCUGUUUUGUCCAUUUUGAGAUUUGUCGCACUACCCUUCACCUUCGUAUGGGCCUCACCCACACAAAACAGAAAUCUAUAUUAAUUUUUCUAGUUUUAUAAGAAGUGAUUGUGUGUUACCACUACAAAAAAGUUUCAGCUAUGGUUUUGGGUGGGGCUUAAAACUUUCUAAACGACCCUUGUAUGUUGGUCAGCUUCCAUUCGGAGAGUGGAUAUAUCCUACUAGACAAACAGCACUAGUCUCUUUGAUACAUAUGUCACGGUCAUAGGUCAUUUCACCCCACAGCAAAAGUCAAUUCGUUCCAGCUAGGUCGAGUUAGCUCUCGCCAUAAACCCGAUGCCUCAGAAUGCGGCGUGUGGUUAUAUCCUGAGCGCGCUUGAGGGACCUGCCAGACGCGAGCUCUGAUGUUCCCUCAUGACAUGAUAGAUACGCCGGAAAAGAUCUUGGAUGUCCUGAUGAAGGCAUACAGCGAGCGGAAAGAUGUUGUCGAUGUCAUUGCCAGUUUUUAUAACCGCUGACAGCGGCGUGAGGAGGCGGUCAUCGAAUAUGCCGCGAUGCUCCGGAAUUUACUGGCGAAAACGAACAGCCUGCAGAGCGACGCCGUGUCCAAUACCCACCUGGCGACCCGCUUUGUCAAAGGGCUUAAAAAUUACCAUAUUCGAUGUGACAUCUGGCUGACUAUGAGUCUUCUUUUGUCGUUAUCCUUAAGACGGAACGACUUGUAGAGACAGAGAUGUGUAAUGACAGGGAAGAUGAGAUAGAUCGUGUGACUACACGAGUCAGACAGCUGGAGAUGGAGGCGGCCUCCCAGCUUCACAAUAAAAAAAACCCAAAGUGAUUUCCCCCUUCGAGGCUGAUUGUCAGCACAAACAGAAAUAUCUGCGACGACAGCAGACAAGACAACGGGAGGGCCAGAAAUCCAGAUAUCCCCAUGACAGCGAUGGUGGAGGGGGCAGAAGGCGAGGUUUCUGCGGGUAAUUUAACGUGGCAAAGGGAUUGGGGUUCACCACACCUGAUCAUGGCGGUCAAGACGUCCACUAGUCAGUUAUCCACAGAGCAGGCUUUCGAAGCCUAGGCAAAGGUGAAGUGGUAUAAUUUGAAUCCAGACCGUCAUACAAAGGCGUUGAAGCAACAUUCGUCUGUGGUGUCGGAAGAGUGGAAUGCCGGGGUAGUGAUCGCCGGCCGAUUUCAAGGAAAAAGUUUCAAAACAAUCAGGUGUUGCAACUGCGGGGACUUUGCCAACCACACCGCAACCACGUGUCUGCACGGGCCGAUGCCCAAACUGCAUCACCAAUGCUAUCACCAUCGUGAACAUCACAGACUGCCCUCACCGAGACCAGAUGGCGCUACCGUCGCGCCGACCACACCACGGCAACCACAACGACGGCAGUGUCAAGCAGGACUUCAACGGGAUAUAUUCCAUGGGCGAAGCAGCUGGAGUACCUGUAAUAUCACACACCGGCCAUUUGGGGAUUACAGUGCUGUGUACACAGGCCUUUUGUUUGGGGCCCUGCACUCACCCUCGAUAGGAACGACAUCAUAGCAGCGAAGCCGUCUUCUCAAUUAGAGGACAUUCAACUGCCGGAGGCACCGAACUGUCAGGACAACGACAGUGACAGAAACGCCGUUUUGGUAUGCUACUCUCCCACCCAAGCCAGAACUAUUGUGAUACCAAAAGUGACAGUGCCUGUGGUGCCAGAAGUGACAGUGCUUGUGGUGCCAGAAGUGACAGUGCCUGUAGUACCUCAGCCGCGCAGAUCGCAGCGGGUUGCAGUUAGGCAUGAAACUCACACGUGUAGAAAACUGUUUUGUGUGACACUAUGCAUUGACAAUGUAGAUAACACGUACAUAUGUUGUAAGUAUUGAUUAGUUUGUUUAUUUUGUUCAUUUUCUUUUCGUUUUCCCACUGCUGUGACUACGAAAUGCCAUUGACGGGAAUGACACACGGGACAGAUUGACGGAAUGCCUGCCCUUAUAUAUAUCAUCGUGCCCCAGCAGCAGAGAGAACGAUAAUCAGUCGGCCAGAUUCAGCGGUUAGGCGAAGUUCAGAUAUUUUGUUUAAAGGCAAAUCUGCUGGGUGAAUAAUACCAGCUGCUGGUGUGACCAGGCGCGUUGCUUAAAACCUUGAUGGCAUGCACAUCUCGGCAGCAACAGCUCUUCUUUUGAGGUUUAAAAUAUUGGAGGUCCCCGGUGGCAAGCAUAAUUAGCUGAGCUUGUAUAUCGGCCCUAGUCUUGCUAGCUAAAGCUUAUCGGUGAGGACGCUGUUAGAAAAAGGGUCGGCGGGGAUGUAAGGGGCCGAUAGGCCGGCGCUUGUUGUUAGUUUUUGCAAGGGCCGGCGGAUGAUUGUUAUUGGUGGGACCUGCUGAGCCAUCGCGAAAGAUGAUACUCGGCAGUGAUUGGCUUGGGUUAAAGAUGCUAAUGCCCGGCCGUAUAGGAGCAUCGCGAGAGAGAAUACACGGCAGUGAUUGGCUCGGGUUAAAGCUGCUAACUGCCCCGGCAGUAUAGGAGCAUCGCGGAAAGUUAGCCUUCCGAGAUGAGCCGAAACCAGCGAAGACGUCGGCGCAUCAGAGAUGGAGCGCAGACAUGUGACAGAGAAGAGACAGUCUGAUUUUUAGAGCCUAUGGCGAUGCAACACCGCUUUGGCCAUUGUACAAGCCCGUGUAUUAAAGGGUCGCACACCU